Sciurus carolinensis (gray squirrel) is the source of this 2459-nucleotide messenger RNA. It is a transcript of the gene Rab42, whose product is annotated as RAB42, member RAS oncogene family. The record is from RefSeq and is a predicted model, not a curated record. The transcript has 2 exons. Bases 1 to 681 code for a protein of 226 amino acids. Gene Ontology annotation, cellular component: Golgi membrane. Lineage: Eukaryota; Metazoa; Chordata; Mammalia; Rodentia; Sciuridae. Gene Ontology annotation, molecular function: GTPase activity; GTP binding.
AUGGCUAUGGAGACCUGGGACUGUCGCUACCAGUUUCGGGAAUGUCGUUACCAGUUUCGGAUCGCGCUGCUGGGAGAGGCGGCGGUGGGCAAGACCUCGCUGCUGCGGCGCUACGUGGCGGCGGGGCCGGGACCGGAGCCCGAGCCCGAGCCCGAGUCCACCGUGGGCGUGGAGUUCUACAGCCGCGCGCUGCAGCUGCCGGCCGGGCCGCGGGUCAAGCUGCAGCUGUGGGACACCGCGGGACACGAGCGCUUCAGGUGCAUCACCAGGUCCUUCUACCGAAAUGUGGUGGGUGUCCUGCUGGUCUUUGAUGUGACGAACAGGAAGUCCUUUGAACACAUUCCAGACUGGCACCAGGAGGUCAUAUCCACUCAGGGCCCCAACAAGGUGAUCUUCCUGCUGGUUGGCCACAAGAGUGACCUGCAAAGCACCCGUUGUGUCUCCACCCAGGAGGCAGAGGAGCUGGCUGCCUCCCUGGGCAUGGCCUUUGUGGAGACCUCAGCCAAAAGCAACUGCAAUGUGGCUCUCGCUUUUGACAUCCUCACCAAUGCUAUCCAGGAAGCCCUGCAGCAGGGGGACAUCAAGCUGGAAGAGGACUGGGGGGGUGUCCGGCUUAUCUACAGGACCCAAAUCCCCAGGUCCUCUAGGAGGAAACAGCAGCCAGGCCCAUGCCAGUGUUGACCUGGGAAAGUGUUAGAGCAGAGCAGACUUCAAAAUCCCUGAUGGGACAGAGUGUUAGUGUCUUUGGAUGGCAAAUGAUGGAGGGUUAAUAUCAACAGAAUCUUGAUGAGGUCAUGCCUCCUGCAUUUUGGGGUCUUAGCCCAACCCCUUUCUAGAUAAAGGUUUAAGAGACUAACUAUGCAAUGUCCUUUCCUUGAGUCUCAGUUUCCUCAUCUGUCAAUAAGGUUUGUAAAAGAUCCCACUGCACAGGGAGUUGAAAAAAUGAACAAAAUAAUAGGUUGUGCUCACUUAGAGCCUGCCACACCGAGAACUGAAUGACACAAGCUAUCAUCCCCUCCAGUGUCUUUCUUGGCUUCGGCCAUUUCUGGCAGCAUUCCUGGGCUUAAGCAGAAAUGCUCAGCGUCUGGUCGCUGCUGCUCUGGCAGUGAGAGUGGGGAAUUCCAGUGCAAGCCUGGCUUUCGGGUCCUCCUUAGGUUCUCAGGCCAGAAAGAGUUUGGGCAUGCAAUCAGACGUGGCCUCAAACUAGGGUUGCUGCCCAGUGUCCCCACAAGCUCAGGGGCUGAAUGAAUGCAGGAGGCAGGGCUGAACAGGAACGUGUAGCAAGCAUACAGUGGACACUCUGAUGAGCCACCAAGGGCCGAGGGAUCCAUGCCCCCACCUACCACCCCACCCUGCUGCAGAGGAGUACUGCAAGGUCAUGAACCCCACUUGCAGCACUUGCUGGGAACUGUCCACCCAUAAAGGGUAGGGACUGGAGAGAUAGCUCAGUCCGUAGAGUGCUUGCAAAGCAAGCACAAGGUCCUGGGUUCGAUCCCCAGCAUUGCAAAAAAAAAAAAAAAAAAGGGGUAGGCCAUAUCCCACUUCUAUCUGAGGGUAGGAGGGUCAAGGUCUUGCCCUCUUGUGCCAACUCCGAAGAUCAAACCCAGAUUCAUCGCUCUCUGUAGACUCCACUGAGAACAUUAUUCUGACAACAUCACAGCCAAGUUCUCCCUCCUUCCCUUCCUUCCCCAACCAGGUAUGGACCUCAAGAAUGCCCUGUAAUAAAUGUUGGCCUCCUGAGGAAUUUAACUGGCCACAGUAAUUGCUAGGUGAGAAUGUCCUGGGGGCAAUUGUGGACUUCAUGGAGGAAAUGGUGCUUAUGUUGGGCAGAAUCUCAGCAGUGGGUGUGAGCAGAGCAUGGACAAGGGCCGCAGCAAAAAGACCACCACCACUUAACUCACUUUGUGAGUUGGGCCAGUGACCUCACCUGAAUCUCAGUUUCCUCCUCAGUAACACGUGGCUGAUGAACCCUCCUUCCUCGAGUUCUUGGGAGGUUUUUAGUCAGGGCGUUUCUUAGCUUCCUCCCAUGGAGGCUGGGCCAGGGUUGACCUCCUGGUGCAUGUGGCCCUCCCUUUUUUAAAAAUGACCUCAGUAGGCUGGAGCAGUAGUGCAGGCCUGUAAUCCCAACUACUUGGGCAGGAAGAUUGCAAAUUUGAAGCCAGCCUCAGCAACUUAGUGAGACUCUGUCUUAAAAAAAAAAAAAAAAAGGUGGGGGCUGGGUUGUUAGCUCAGUGAUGUAGUAGCAUCUCUGAACUUAAUCCCCAGUACCGCCAACCAAAUGAGCAAAUAAUUAAAACAACCUCAUUUAUCCUGGUAGUAACCUUGUAAGGUCUGUACAAUUAUCCCCAUUUCACAUAUGGGGCCAGGAGGGGGCAAGUUUUAGGGCAUAUUUUCAUUCAUCAAAAUUUUUCUGAGGGCUGGGAAUACAGCUCAGUUGGUAGAGCACUUGCCUCACAUGC